AGUGCGUGGCCGCCCGGGGCCAUGGCGGCGCAUGGCGUCGUCUGCCUGCUGCUCGCAGCGGCGUGCUGGCGGCCGGCCUCGGCCUCGGGCGAGGAGUUCUGGCCCGGCCAGUCGGCGGCCGACAUCCUGUCGGGGGCGGCGUCCCGGAGACGGUACCUUUUGUACGACGUCAACCCCCCGGAGGGCUUCAACCUCCGCAGGGACGUCUACAUCCGCGUGGCCUCCCUCCUGAAGACUCUCCUGAAGACGGAGGAGUGGGUGCUGGUGCUGCCUCCGUGGGGCCGCCUCUACCACUGGCAGAGCCCCGACAUCCUCCAGGUCCGGAUUCCCUGGUCCGACUUCUUUGAUCUUCCAAGCCUCAACAGAAACAUCCCCGUCAUUGAGUACGAGCAGUUCAUUGCAGAGUCCGGUGGGCCCUUUAUUGACCAGGUGUACGUCCUGCAAGGUUAUGCAGAAGGAUGGAAAGAGGGGAGCUGGGAGGAGAAGGUGGAUGACCGGCCAUGCAUCGACCCACUGCUGUACUCACAGGACAAGCACGAGUACUACAGAGGAUGGUUUUGGGGUUAUGAAGAAACGAGGGGUUUAAACGUGUCCUGUCUGUCCGUUCAAGGAUCAGCUUCUGUCGUCGCACCUGUGCUUCUGAGAAACACGUCAGCACGGUCUGUGAUGUUAGACAGAGCCGAAAACCUGCUGCAUGACCACUACGGAGGGAAGGAGUACUGGGAUACGCGGCGGAGCAUGGUGUUCGCCAAGCACCUGCGGGCUGUGGGGGACGAGUUCCGGAGCCGGUACCUGAACUCCACGGACGCGGCAGACAGGACGCCCUUCGAGGAAGACUGGACGCGCAUGAAGGUCAAGCUAGGCUCCUCGCUCGGGGGCCCGUACCUCGGAGUUCACCUGAGAAGAAAAGACUUCAUCUGGGGCCACAGAGAGGAUGUGCCCAGUCUGGACGGCGCCGUGAAGAAGAUCCGCAGCCUCAUGAAGACCUACCAGCUGGGCAAGGUGUUCGUGGCCACAGACGCCGUCAGAGCGGAGUAUGAACAGCUGAAACAGCUGCUGCCCGAGAUGGUGAGGUUUGAGCCCACGUGGGAAGAGCUGGAGCUGUACAAGGACGGGGGCGUGGCCAUCAUCGACCAGUGGAUCUGCUCGCACGCCAGGUUUUUCAUCGGCACCUCAGUCUCGACGUUUUCUUUUCGGAUUCACGAGGAAAGAGAGAUUCUGGGGUUGGACCCCAAGACGACAUACAACCGGUUCUGUGGAGACCAGGAGGCCGCGUGCGAGCAGCCCACGCACUGGAAGAUCGCGUACUGAGCCGCCUCCUGCCGCUCCGCCCGGGCCUGUUGUGCAGGCGGCGGACUCGCAGGUGCUCUCUGACGUCAUGUGGCACCGCGGGGUCACUCCUGCCCGUGGCCGGCGGGCUGAGCGGUCAGACCGUCCCUUCUCCUUUUCUUGGGCCCAGAGUAGGUCACACACAAUGCGGGCACAGCCCAAGGCUGCGUGAGCCACGGCAGGAAGCUGCGUUGUACCCGGAGCGGCGCCGUCAUGGGUGUUUCCUCCGGCCUCACCCGCCUGUGAGAGGCGCCUCUGCUCCCCGGGGCUCUGGUGGUGUGUCCACUGGGACCUGAACUGUCUCUGCUGCCAGCCAGGCCCCGUGAUGCCAUGGAGGGCUCAGCCUGGAGGGCUUCCAGUGGCACAUCGGGGCCAGACGUGGCCUGUGGGCAGCCUCCUCACACAGGGAUGCGGGCUGGUGACCCCUUUGGACUUGGUGUAGCCUGCGUCUCCUGGUCGCUCGUCCUGACUCCUGCUGUGGCCGCCAGAGCGGAGUCCUCCUGUCUGCCCUUUCCCCCAUGGGCCCCUGUGUGAGCUGGAGGGACGGUGCACCGCUGCCUUGCAGAGCCGGGUCCCAGGCCCUGUGAAGUGGGCUCUCUCCUCCGUGGGUCAGAGUGCUGGAAAGUUCUUCAUCGGGUCUUCAGUGAUGUGUCCUUGCCACAUGCAGAGAAGCCCUCUGUGGCGGUAGGAAGUUAAUGGUCAGUCCACACACCGAGUCCAGGCUGGACACCCCCGCACCUGUGGCCGCCACGGUGGGAGGGGUGGCUGGCACCUGUCCGCGAGCCCUGUGACGCUGCGCUCCAUCAGGGUGGGGGUGGGGCUCACACGAGUGUGGGCAGAGUCGUCCCAGCCCCGGGAGACAGGCUGCGGUGCUCGGGGCUCGUGGUGCCGCCUCACAGGGUCCCUCUAGACCUUUAGCACUGCCGCCCCCAGGGGUGCCACGAGGGCUUGCGGGUCAGCCACGGAGCAGCACUGCCUCGGGGGUCCCGCCCCGUCCCUGCCGACCCAAAGCCCCAACUUCCACAAACGUCCAGGUGUCUAGCCGCCUGGUGGUCCAGGCCGCCUGGUUCUUCCCGCCUCUCCUCCCACACUGUCGAAACAGAUCCUGCGCACGUGGUAGCACGUGGUAGCCCCAUGGCGUCACUUGUGGCUGUUCGGGGUGAAAUGACAAAAUAUUUAUUCUUUUUCCAUUUGUACAUUCAAACAUUAUUAAUAAAAUAAAUUUUCUAAAAAGCUGGGA
Equus quagga is the source of this 2569-nucleotide messenger RNA. RefSeq names its product protein O-fucosyltransferase 2 (gene POFUT2). Gene Ontology annotation, biological process: protein O-linked glycosylation via fucose. The coding region runs from base 22 to 1311 and encodes 429 amino acids. The record is from RefSeq and is a predicted model, not a curated record. The transcript is spliced from 9 exons. Gene Ontology annotation, molecular function: peptide-O-fucosyltransferase activity. NCBI's taxonomy places the organism in Eukaryota, Metazoa, Chordata, Mammalia, Perissodactyla, Equidae.